This is a messenger RNA of Manis pentadactyla (Chinese pangolin), 1140 nucleotides long. It is a transcript of the gene POU5F2, whose product is annotated as POU domain class 5, transcription factor 2. The transcript has a single exon. Gene Ontology annotation, molecular function: DNA-binding transcription factor activity, RNA polymerase II-specific; RNA polymerase II cis-regulatory region sequence-specific DNA binding. Gene Ontology annotation, biological process: regulation of transcription by RNA polymerase II. Lineage: Eukaryota; Metazoa; Chordata; Mammalia; Pholidota; Manidae. The record is from RefSeq and is a predicted model, not a curated record. The coding region runs from base 12 to 1100 and encodes 362 amino acids.
GUCUUACAACCAUGGCCGGACCCAGGCUCCCAAACUACUCACUGGUGCCAGGCAGUGGUGAAGGCGGGCCCAGAGGGCCAGUGUCAGUUGGGGUUGACACCCCGAUCUGGUUGAGCGCCCAUGCGGCCCCCGGCCGCCUGAUGGUCCAGCCGGGGAUCGGACCCGCAGUCUGUCCAGGCCCUGAGAUGUGGGAGGUGCCCCUGAAUCCGCAGACUUACGAAUUCCAGGGCAAGAUGGUGCCCUGCGAGCGCCUGGUCAGAGCUGGCGAGGCGCGGGCCUGGCUCCCGAAUCCCUUUCAGGGCGCCAUCCCUGGGCCGUACGUCACACUGCGGAGCAUCCCCAGUUUGGCACUGCCAGAGGACGUCUCGGUCACAGAGAAAGAGAUGGAGCAGCUGGCCAACGAGCUCAGGCAGAAGAGGAUGACCCUGGGGUACUCGCAGGCUGACGUGGGGUUCGCCGUGGGGGCUCUUUUUGGAAAGGAGCUUAGCCAGACAACCAUCUGCCGCUUUGAGUCCCAGCAGCUCAGCCUGGCCAACAUGUGGAAGCUGCAACCGCUGCUGAAAAUGUGGCUGGAGGAAGUGGAUACCAAGAACCUGCUGGGCUUAUGCAGAAUGGAGAUGAUCCUGCAGCAGGCUCGGAAAUGGAGACAGGCAAGCAGGGAGCGGCGCAUCAGAAACAACCUGGAGAAACUCUUCCUGCAGUGCCCAAAGCCCACAGCCCAGCAGAUCAGUUGCAUCUCUGCGGAGCUCCAGCUGCAAAAGGACCUGGUCCGAGUUUGGUUCUAUACCCGGAGCAGGAUGAGCAGUCAGCCAGCCAGAUAUUUCUCCCCACCAGAGGAGGGGGCGGCAAUCGGACCUCCCUUCCCAGGGGGACUGGUGUGCUUUCCCCUGUCGUCAGAGUUCCAUUUUGGUUCCCCUUACUAUGGGGGCCCCUACUUUACACCCUUGUACCCCUCUGCCCCUUUCCCUGUAGGGAGAGCCCUCCUCUCUGCCCCGGCCACCAACCUGGGCCUUCCCAGGCUUUCAAGCCAAGGGGCCUGCCUUUCUGGGGAGGACCACGCUGGGGAAACCAGUCCCUGGCAUUCCUUCCUGGACUUUUAGCAUUAAGUUCUCCAUUCACUGUCUAAAGUUCAGAAUAAGU